Haplochromis burtoni (Burton's mouthbrooder) is the source of this 1939-nucleotide messenger RNA. Its product is annotated as serine/arginine-rich splicing factor 10. The transcript has 6 exons. Gene Ontology annotation, molecular function: RNA binding. Bases 459 to 1043 code for a protein of 194 amino acids. Lineage: Eukaryota; Metazoa; Chordata; Actinopteri; Cichliformes; Cichlidae. The record is from RefSeq and is a predicted model, not a curated record.
AAGAAGAAGCAGGAAGGCGCCUUUUGAGUGCGCAUGCGUUGCUAAUUUUUUCCCCCUUCGCAGCCUUUCGUUUUCCCUCUAAAAGAAAACAUCCUUCUGCUACGUGAGUGUAACUUUAUGGCCAGAUACAUGAGGCCUCCAAACACGUCUUUGUUUGUCAGGAACAUCUCUGAUGAGUCCAGAAAAUGUAAACGCGUCCAGUUGUGGAAACCGGCCACAAAGAGUUACAAAGACCCAUAUAGAGUAGCUGUAAAGACACACAGACCUGCAGGAUCAGAGGGAGGGAAAAGGUUGAAAAGAGAAAGUAAAGCAUGAAGAGGAAAAAGGGAACGGAGACAAAGCUUGGAUUUGGAUAUGGCGGCAAAGAAUGGGGAAAAGAAAAAGAGGUUUAAGAGGAGAAAGCAAGCAGGAAACCCCCGAGUCUCUGUGGGAGUCGGUUAAAGAGUGUAAAGAUCAAGAUGAAGUUCAAAGUCAAGCAUGGGCAAAGCAUAUUUGAGGACGUGCGUGAUGCCGAAGAUGCUCUUCACAGCCUGGACAGGAAGUGGGUCUGUGGUCGCCAGAUUGAAAUCCAGUUUGCACAGGGCGACAGGAAGACACCAAAUCAGAUGAAAUCAAAGGAGCGGCGUUCCCCAGGAAGAUCCUCCCGGUAUGACGACUACGAUCGAGACAGCCGGCGCCGGCGGUCACGCAGCCGCAGUUACGAAAGAUACAGGUCGCGCAGCCCGUCUUACGAUCGCCGCCGCAGACGUUCGGAGAGUCCUCGAGAGUCUCGUGGACGGGUGUAUGGAAGAGGAAGAAGCAGGAGCCGCGAGGAUGACAGAUACAAGCAGAGACCCCGGAGAGUCUCCAGAGAGCGAUCCCGCUCCAGAUCCGCAUCUCCACGAGAGAACAUCAAACCGCCGUCCACCUCCCGCUACGUUGAGGAAGAAGUCCGACAGACGCAUUCCCCGUCCCGCUCCAGGUCCCAGUCUGCGUCGAGAUCGCACUCUCGCUCACGUUCUCGGUCCCGGUCCUGGGCCGGGCGCAAGACAGGAGGACGCUAAAGCAGAACCCACUCCCCACCCCGUUCCCCCGGUUCUGUCAGACAGAGCAGAGCUGGUCGUUUUGUUAAGUAAAGGUGUUUGUUUGCCAUGAAUGUAACGUCCAUUUGUAGAAAGCUCGUUUUCGCUAUUCCAUUUUAAGAACAGCGCUGCAGCUCCUCGGCUUGGUUUUAUAAAGUUGUUCGGUGAUAUUUCUCUUUAGGAGCAAGAUUCAGCGGUUUCUGCGCUCAGCCUGACGGGAAGAAUAUCCAGUCUUUUUUAUAUAUACAACCAGUUACUGAUGAUUUUUGUUUUCUAAACCCUAUGCACCCACUUUUGCUAAACAAUCCCUGACAUUCAGUAUUCUAAGGAAGUAUUGAGUCUGUUGGUGAACCAAAUGCAUCUUUGUGUGUUUUAUAACUAAUCAUGUACUAGGUACUUAACUGUCAGCCAGUUUCACCGCUGUUUUUUAAAUUUACAUUUGUUUGACAGCGAUAAACCAUCACCAUGAGAUAAAUGUGUUCAAGGGUUUUUUUAAAGAUGUUUUAUGGAAGAAACCGAGAACUUCUUGAAAGAAAAGGAAUUAAAGCUGAUGGUGUGCGUCUGCAGUUUAGUCAAGUACAUGAGCUAAAACGCACAGAGGUGAUGCUGGGGUCCCUAAAGUGUUAAAGACGUCAACAACAAGCUGACCUAUACGGUCGUUUGUUUUCUCUUUGUGGUGUUUUCUGUAAGAGUUAAACCUUUUUUUUUUUUUCUGUUUUCCCCCCAAGUUGUUGUUUCUUUGAGGAGAAGCAGGUUUACUUGACGGUGUUUUUCAGAACAACUCGUGUCGCUGCAUGUUUUAUUCUUAUCUUCUAUCUUUAGUAGGGAAAAAAACUGUUAUUUUGAUUAAUAAAUGGUUAACUUUCGGUUAAAGAAAA